Scophthalmus maximus (turbot) is the source of this 1586-nucleotide messenger RNA. RefSeq names its product carbohydrate sulfotransferase 12. Gene Ontology annotation, molecular function: sulfotransferase activity. The transcript is spliced from 6 exons. The record is from RefSeq and is a predicted model, not a curated record. NCBI's taxonomy places the organism in Eukaryota, Metazoa, Chordata, Actinopteri, Pleuronectiformes, Scophthalmidae. Gene Ontology annotation, biological process: proteoglycan biosynthetic process; carbohydrate biosynthetic process. Gene Ontology annotation, cellular component: membrane. The coding region runs from base 156 to 1160 and encodes 334 amino acids.
CCUAACCUGUACAGUGUGCAUGGCGUCAGGUGCAGGUUCCUGAGUCGAGCCAGGCAGUGAGCAGGGCAGCAGCAAUUCUCUGGAGACCACAGGCUUCAGGAGGAGGGUGAGAGACGGGGACGGCUGGAGGAGUAAAGACACAAAACCCAGCUGCCAUGGCAGUGGACAGAAGACUCCUGUUGCGCCUUGGAUAUCUUGGAUCCUUUUUUGUCAUCAUGUUGUACUUUUACGGAUGGGACAAAUUACAGCACAGCAAGAGUGUGGAGAGGAUGCAUCAGCUGCAGGAACAGAGAAAGCAGCAGUUAAAAGACAUCUGCUCUGCUGAUAAAGAGGCAUUGUCUGAGGGGAAGUGCAGUGUAACUGAUAUGAGUGCAGAAGAGCUGAAGAACCUCCUUGUGGAUGACACUCAUGGCAUCAUCUACUGUUACAUUCCCAAGGUGGCCUGUUCCAACUGGAAGAAGGUGAUGUUUGUCCUGAAGCAGAGCGAGCCGUAUCGUGACCCCAUGUCCGUAUCUGAUGAUCUAAUCGAACCCACCGACAAGCACCUCACUCUUCUAAAAAGCUUUCCCAGAACAGAGAUGAUGGCAAAGCUGAAGCACUACACCAAGUUCCUGUUUGUCCGGGACCCAUUUGUCCGCAUCAUCUCCGCCUACAGAGACAAACUCCAGCGACCCAACAAGCUCUUCUUGGAGAAUUUUGCCCUAGAUAUUAUUCGUCGCUAUGGCAACCAGUCGGAUCCACCACGUUCAGUGGACGAAGCGUUUGCAUCAGGGUUGAGCCCCUCAUUUCACAACUUUAUUCAAUACCUUGUGGACCCGAAGACAGAGAACAGCGGGCCCUUUGAACCCCACUGGAGGCAGAUGCACCGCCUGUGCCACCCCUGCCACAUACAGUAUGAUUUUAUUGGCCACCAGGAGACUCUUCAAGAGGAUGCUGAACAGCUUAUGAAGCUCUUAAUGUUGAAGGGUUACAUUAAGUUCCCCCCUUCCUAUGUUAACAUGACUUCCUCUAACUCUGUGUUGGACUGGUUCAGAACAGUGCCUGUUGAGGACAGGAGGAAACUGUACAAGCUCUAUGAGAGUGACUUCAGGUUGUUUGGCUACAGAAAGCCCGAUGAAUUGCUUGAUGGUUUUGAAGUCAUGGCAACUUCUCAACAAUAACUUCUUCUAAUAACUCUUCUCGAUGAACCCAACAUGCACAAAAAACAAGAGCAAACAAAAGUUUUUUUAUGCAGACUGACAACUAUUUAACAUGAUGGCUUUCUCACUCAUAAACACUGGAGCUACAGUUCAUAAUGACUCUGAUCAUGCAAUUGUAAACUAAUUUUGUGUGCCUCUAGCUUAAUACAACACAAAAAUCUACACGGCCUCAUAAAUCUGAGGUGAGAAAUGUCAUUCUCAAUUCAGUUUAAACCAUAUACUGUAUAUAGACAUGGACGAAAUAAGAGCUCCCAAAAGUGAAGCCAAACCAUCUUGAUCGCUCCCUGGUGGCAGGCAGGCUGCAGCAUAGGUUAUAAUCUGCACCUCCGCCAUGUGAGUAGGUUGGACAAAGUCAAAGUACAUGUUGAAUAAAUUUUUUCCAAAGAU